This is a messenger RNA of Amyelois transitella, 387 nucleotides long. Its product is annotated as ATP synthase subunit g, mitochondrial-like. The transcript is spliced from 4 exons. Gene Ontology annotation, molecular function: proton transmembrane transporter activity. Lineage: Eukaryota; Metazoa; Arthropoda; Insecta; Lepidoptera; Pyralidae. Gene Ontology annotation, biological process: proton motive force-driven ATP synthesis. The coding region runs from base 1 to 387 and encodes 128 amino acids. The record is from RefSeq and is a predicted model, not a curated record.
AUGGCAUGGCGAAGCGGUUCUUCAAAAUAUGCAGUUGUUCAUAACAUUUCCGAAAUAUACAGACCCACUAUAAAUGGUUACAGGGAAAAAGUUCUAGAGGCCUUGAAAGAUAAAGCUGAUCGUGCUGCCAAAUCUGAACUAGCGAAAAAAAUUAAAGUAAUUAAAGGAUUUUAUACAUUGGAAAUGGCGCCACCGGUUUCUGAUAACGAAAUGAAGAAGUUGUUCAGUGACCUCGCCUUGGUAAAAGAGUUCAUUCAAACCGGGUGCUAUAAGUUCAUCACCGUGAAACAGGCUUGGCUGCUAUUCCUCGUGGGCACUGAAGUCGGCCUAUGGUUUUACCUUGGAGAGACCAUCGGGAAAAUGCAUAUCGUAGGCUACAAAGUUUAA